Molecule: messenger RNA, 2060 nt
Organism: Pieris napi
Lineage: Eukaryota; Metazoa; Arthropoda; Insecta; Lepidoptera; Pieridae
Exons: 8
Coding region: 155-1597 (480 amino acids)
Source: RefSeq, a predicted model, not a curated record
AAUUUCUAUUGUUGUUUCAAUGUUUCGGUUCUGCUGCUGUUGGCCGAUGGCGUAUUGUUUUAUUAAAAUACCAAGCUUUAACUGUUGAAGCAAUUACAGUAUUAAUACAUAUAUCUAGUUUUGUAGGACUCUUCGAAAGUUAUCGGAGAUAAACAUGUCUCGGAGUUUGUAUACAUUCGUCAUUCUACUGCUUAUUCAAAAUGUUGUCAAUUCUUUAAAACUCUUAGUCAGCAAUAAUGGUCCAGUUGUUCGUGGAUCCAACAUAACAUUUACUGCAACAGUGCUUGGUUAUACGGAUGAGGAACUCAAAUUCUCUUAUUGGGACGAUGUUCAACCACAACAUCGUGAAGAUAUUACAAAAAACACUAAUGUAUCAACAUGGACAGUAGAAUAUCCGCGUAAUUUGUAUGAAGCAGGAGAAUAUACAGUGACUGUGGAACUUUUGAAAAACUUUUUUGGUCUCUGGAUAAAGCAAACGUCAGGAACCACAACAUUUCAACUGACAGACUCACUGCAUGGGAAUCUGAUACUUACACAGAACAAUACAGUGAGAUCAAAUAGAUAUGUAGCUGUGAACAACACAGUCCAACACAAAGUUCAGCUACCCGACAAUGAGAUGCAGUUUCUGAAACAAAACGCAUCAUCAAUUGUAACAUACUGGUUUAUUGAUUGUAUGUUUAUAGACCAAACUACUGACUUUGCUCUUAACUAUACAUAUACAGAUCUUAUGACAGACCAUUAUAUAGAUGCAUUAGUUGUUGCUAACAAUGAACCAUUGCCACCAAUUACAACAACAACUACUACUACUUCUACCACAACCACAACAACCACUACCACUUCUACAACUACUACAACAUCAACAACAACUCCUAAACCAACUACGGAUAUUAAUACCUCAGUACCUACAACACAUAAGGUAGCGAAAAGGGAGAUAACAAAAAGAAAACAUGCAAUCAAGGAUUUCAUUUGUAACAAUUCCAGUAUUGUGCCCAUUGGGGAGACAUACACAUAUGGGCAUUAUCAGGAGACUAUUAGUAUUAGAGAACCAAUCAGUACAAUGAAUAUAACUGGAUUAAAUUGGUUGCAACAUGGUGAUUUACUGAACCUACGUGUGAAGUACACAGGGUCACCGCCAUUUGACUUCUGUGCUAUAUACAAAUUUGGCCAGUACAAUGUGACAGGGAAUGAGACAUGCAUAGUCAAGUCAAGGACAGAAUCAAAUGUCUUCCCACUAGUGCAUUAUUUCUCAGACAGCGAUCAACACACUGUUGUAGUUGUUGUUGAGAAUGUACUUGGAAAAAGUGUGUCGAGGGCAACAAUUAAUAUUUAUAAAGCGUCAGUCCACGCGCAGUUGUCUGUAAUAGUGGUACCGGUGGCAUUUUCCUUUGUCGCUGUUAUCCUUGUCGUGUUUGGUGUUGCCUACUAUCAGCAUAGAUCUAGUCACACAAUAGAAGUGGCAGACUUCGACUUCGGUCAGCAAGUGAACUUUGAUUACAAAACAUUCGCUGAACGACUUCGGGACAGCUUUCGAAGUGCUUUUAAUUUCCAUAGAGAAGACACAGAUCCAUUAACGGAUACGAUGUACCACUCUAUGUGAAUUAUUUAUCUGUGGUUCAAACUUGGAUUUGUCUAUGUAGACGAAUGAAUGAAUGUACCGCGUGUUUGCUACUGCUGGAUGAAUGUAAUGGCAGUCGAGGAUGGAUUAUAUUGAGGCCUAAUUCCCAAUUUAAUUAUUAGUAUUUAUAACAUAUAAAUUAUAUACAAGCCCCUCUUAGAGUGUCUAAAGACAGAGCCGUCGUGGAGUUUAAGAUCGCUGCAGUGCAAAUUUUUUACAUAGACAACAAUGUAACGUCAUUAUAGUUAGACAGUAAUCUUGAUACUUAAUAUGAACAAAUGAAAUAAAAACUAGUUUAUUAAUGCCACGUAGGUCCUCUUUCAGCUCUAUAAUUUCUGGCACGGUACACUGAUAUAAAAAAAAGAGUGUGUACUUAAUAUGUACACGCGUUAAAAGUUAUACUUCUUUGGCGUAUGGAAAAAAAAUAACUAAAAUGCAGUAGUGA